AUGACCCAAACAGAGGAGGAGUACGAUGAGGCGCAGGCAGGCGAUGAGAGCAUGACCGGCCCAGAUGGCGGCUACAACACUGUCGAGUCGGUGGCUUACACGCCACGAAGGAACCUCGAGCAGAUCAAAGGCAUAUCUGAGCAGAAGGCAAACAAGAUCCUCCAAGAAGCAUCGAAGCUCGUUCCCAUGGGCUUCACUACGGCCACGGAGAUGCAUCAACGCCGCAGCGAGCUGAUUUCCAUCUCCACCGGCUCCAAGAACCUCGACACUCUCCUUGCUGGUGGUAUCGAGACCGGCAGUGUCACCGAGAUCUUUGGCGAGUUUCGUACCGGCAAAUCGCAAAUCUGUCACACCCUGGCCGUCACCUGCCAGCUGCCCUUUGACAUGGGCGGUGGCGAGGGCAAGUGUCUCUACAUCGACACCGAAGGAACAUUCCGGCCCGUGCGCCUGCUGUCCGUCGCAAACCGCUAUGGCCUGUCCGGCGAGGAGGUCCUUGACAACGUUGCAUAUGCGCGAGCCUACAACUCCGACCACCAGCUGCAGCUCCUCAACCAGGCUGCAGCCAUGAUGUGCGAGACCAGGUUCUCCCUCCUGGUUGUCGACUCAGCCACGUCCUUGUACCGUACCGAUUUUCUGGGCCGAGGAGAGCUCAGCAGCCGGCAAACACAUCUUGCCAAGUUCAUGCGCACGCUGCAGCGGCUGGCAGACGAAUUCGGCAUUGCUGUUGUCAUCACAAACCAGGUCGUCGCCCAGGUAGACGGUGGUCCCUCUGCCAUGUUCAACCCAGACCCCAAGAAGCCGAUCGGCGGCAACAUCAUUGCUCACGCUUCCACAACCCGACUCAGUCUGAAGAAGGGCCGUGGCGAGACCCGUAUUGCGAAGAUCUACGACAGCCCCUGCCUUCCCGAGGCUGACUGCCUGUUUGCCAUCCAAGAGGACGGCAUUGGUGACCCCUCUCCCAAGGACAUGGAGAAGAUGGACAGGUAG
Molecule: messenger RNA, 987 nt
Organism: Diaporthe citri
Lineage: Eukaryota; Fungi; Ascomycota; Sordariomycetes; Diaporthales; Diaporthaceae
Exons: 3
Coding region: 1-987 (328 amino acids)
Biological process (GO): mitotic recombination-dependent replication fork processing; chromosome organization involved in meiotic cell cycle; DNA recombinase assembly
Cellular component (GO): condensed nuclear chromosome
Molecular function (GO): ATP binding; ATP hydrolysis activity; DNA strand exchange activity
Source: RefSeq, a predicted model, not a curated record